AUGCCGCCUAAACCGAAAUCACCGAACCAAAGACCGCCCAGACCACCACGGGUCAGACAGCCUCCACCGGACAGAGAUGUUAAAAAACUCAACUCUCAUAUCAAGAUCCGAUACACGGACACACUUGCUGAGCCUGGCGGAACACACAGUGUUGGAUGCAUCUGGCAAUUCGCUUCUAUUGGUUACACCUGCUGUCGUGACUUUCACUACUGCUUACUAAGUACAUUCCUGAGCAUAUGGAUAGCUGGUUUUUGGGGAUGCCAGUUCGGAUUUCUUGCAUUCGAACAUGUAUGGUACUUUUCACCAUUUAUGAAAUGCAUAAAAAUUACAUUUAAAGAAGUUUUCCAGAUAUGUUGUCACAUGACAUGCAGGUGCUGCAUCUAUCCGUGGACCCGCGCGUGUUCAUACUUUUUCGUUCAUUUUAAAUCUGAUGACGUUGAUUAUGACGCAAUAGACAAUCCGCCCGUUUUGCAGCGGGUGAAACAAGUUCGGAUUGUACAAGAGCAGCCAGUCGUUGCUGCUGAUCCUACAGAAUACAAUGAUCACGUGACAAAUAUGUUCCUUGGAGACAAAGAAAAAAUGAGAAGAUCCGUGAAUCGGCAACUGAUGCUAUAG
Molecule: messenger RNA, 615 nt
Organism: Ylistrum balloti
Lineage: Eukaryota; Metazoa; Mollusca; Bivalvia; Pectinida; Pectinidae
Exons: 2
Coding region: 1-615 (204 amino acids)
Biological process (GO): caveola assembly
Cellular component (GO): caveola
Molecular function (GO): molecular adaptor activity
Source: RefSeq, a predicted model, not a curated record